Molecule: messenger RNA, 738 nt
Organism: Rhizopus microsporus ATCC 52813
Lineage: Eukaryota; Fungi; Mucoromycota; Mucoromycetes; Mucorales; Rhizopodaceae
Exons: 5
Coding region: 105-353 (82 amino acids)
Source: RefSeq, a predicted model, not a curated record
CACAUAGAUAUGGAAGGACCAUUAAUGAGCGAUUUUUUGACUUUGGUAACAAGAGUAAACGACAACAAUGGAUAUCUACAUAUACUAGAACAGCAAAGCAAUUUAUGUCAAAGGAAGAAGGGCUGAUAUUGACUGUAUUCUAUCCUAGUAUUCUUGGGAAGCAAGAAGUAUCCUUCCAAGCUUUAACAACUGCCGGGAGUGAUGGCUUUCUUCAGCUGCUGCCUGUGUAUGCAGAUCACGUACUAUAUCCUGCUUUAACCGAUUCUGGCUUUUACACAGAGGCCCAUCACAUCAAUCAAAAUGGUGAAAAUGCAGUGAACCAGCUCGCUCCAAACAAGCUUAAUGGAGCUUAGAUCUAGGCUUUGAGCUGACUAUUCUUCGAAAACAUCAAUUAAUUCAUGCUCCAAUAACCAAGAACGAACAAAAUCGCCGGACGUGCCAGUGUUUUCUUGGGAUGGCCAACGCGUCAACGGAUACGCAAGAAGAGUAGACAUAUGCAUAGAACGCUUCUGGUCGAGGCUGCAUUGGCGGAGCUUCCGUUGUAUUGGCCGCAAUGAGCAAUGAUCGAUCUAGGUUUGUGGAGCAUUGUUUCUAAAUGGAAGACCUAGAGAGCUUGUAACAAUGGAAAUGAGCGUCGUUCUUUGCACUUUGUUCAGAAAUGAUUCGCAAAUGAGAUAACAAAUGAUGAUAAAAGAUAGCCCACAAGAAGUAAAUAAUGAGAUAUAAAAGAAAUGAUUA